Messenger RNA from Sarcophilus harrisii (Tasmanian devil), 1475 nucleotides. It is a transcript of the gene GOT1L1, whose product is annotated as glutamic-oxaloacetic transaminase 1 like 1. The transcript is spliced from 9 exons. Bases 112 to 1467 code for a protein of 451 amino acids. The record is from RefSeq and is a predicted model, not a curated record. NCBI's taxonomy places the organism in Eukaryota, Metazoa, Chordata, Mammalia, Dasyuromorphia, Dasyuridae. Gene Ontology annotation, molecular function: L-aspartate:2-oxoglutarate transaminase activity; pyridoxal phosphate binding. Gene Ontology annotation, biological process: L-aspartate biosynthetic process. Gene Ontology annotation, cellular component: cytosol.
AGAAUUAUGUUGCUUUGGUAACUGGCUUCUCAAUUCUACCUUUGACACUGAGAAGAAACAGAGUGAGGAAAGUGGUUCCCUAUUAGAUUUUGUUCAGUUUUCAUCUCAAUUAUGCCCACCCUUUCUGUAUUCUUGGAUGUGCCCCUUGCCCCCAAGACAACAAGCAAAUUACUGGAUGACUUCCAACAAGAUGAGGACCCCAACAAGGUGUACCUAGGUUAUGGAGUUUGCAUGACAGGAGAAAAGAUUCCCUGGCUCUCACCUGUGGUGACCAGGACACUGAGGAGGCUCAUCCAUGAUCCUUCCUUCAGCUACACCUACCUGCCUGAGCAUGGUUUGGAAGCAUUUAUACGUGUGGCCACAGAGCUGCUCGUUGGCCGACACAGCCCAGCCAUUGCGGAGAACAGGAUAGGGGGAGUGCACACCAUUGGUGGGAACGGCGCUAUUCUGCUUGGGGCAAAGUUCCUUAAGGACUGGCAUCGCGGCCCCCGAGUGGUGUACAUGCAGCAAACGCAAAGGGAACAAUACGGACCCAUCUUCCAGGAGCUGGGCUUUUCCCUCCGUGAGUAUACCUUCUGGGAUACUUUCCGGCUGGUUUCAGACACAGGCAAGCUUUUUGAUGUAGUGGAGCACGCCCCGGACAGGAGCAUCCUUGUGCUGUACAACUCCGGGAGCUUCAUCCUGCCCCGAAAAAGGUGGUUUAAGUUAUCUAAAUUAUUGAAGAAAAAACAGAUUUUCCUGUUUUGCGAUAUACCGGAUCAGGGCUUGGUCAGUGGUGACCCAGACAUGGACAACAAGAUUUUACGCUAUUUAGUGGCUCAAGGCUUUGAGUUCUUCUGCAGUCAGUCUCUUUCCAAUUCUUUUGGCCUCCAUGAUGAGCGUGUAGGAAACCUGGUGGUCGUGACAGUGAGCAACAAGUCCUUGCUGUGCAUUCGCUCCCAGCUGGACAUCUACGCUCGGUAUAUGUGGGGCAGCCCUCCUGCCUUGGGCUCCAGAGUGAUCACCACCAUUCUCAGUAACCCUGCCCUGAGAAUGGAAUGGAAGAAAAGUCUCAGAAGCAUGGUAGAGAACAUCAUGUUAACAAGGGAGAAAAUGAAGGAGAAGCUUCGACUUCUAUGCACACCAGGGUCCUGGGAACAUCUCACGGGGCAAGAUGGGAUGUAUAGCUUCCUUGGCAUCACUGUUGAACAGGUGGACUACCUGGUCACCAAGAAGCAUAUCUACAUCCCCAUGAAUGGACUGAUCAACUUCACCUGCAUCAACUACCAGAACAUUGACUACAUCACCCAGAGCAUCAAUGAAGCCAUCCUUACAAUAGGUCCAGGCCCACAACCCAAGGACCCGCCCAAGACUGAAGUGAUGGCUGAUGAUCCAGAAUCCAAGAAUUUAGGUCACAUGACUUCAGAGUCGAAGAGUUUAGGGCUCAAGGCUCCAGGAUUGUCUGCUUACUUACAUAAUAAAAAGUAGCAUUUUAA